UCUCGAGUGUUGAAAAUGGCUACCACUUAGCAAAAUCGGAAUUACUCUGGAUAUAAUUGGGAUUAUUUGUGAUGUCUCGGCUGGUGGAUUAUUUUGUAAUUGUGGGAUAUGAUCAUGAAAAAGAAAGAAGUGGUAGCAGCUGUGGCAAGAUCCUGCAGAGGUUCCCUAAGUCAGACUGGCCAGACUGUCAUUUCACUCCAGGCAUAGAACUGUUCUGCCAGCCUACAGGAUGGGUGCUGUCCAGCCAACGCCAGCAGCCAACGUUCUUCAUCUCCGUUCUCACAGACAUCGAUGCAGACCGGCACUACUGUGCUUGUCUCACGUUCAACGAGCCCGUGGCCAUGACAACCAAGCCCGACGACGAGGAUCUCGAAGACCCUGAUGUCAUCAUACCCCACCACUCACAGAUGUUUGCGCCCAAGAGUCUCAUUUUAAUCACACGCCACGACUAUUUUGAAACAUUUCGAAACUGCCUAGGCAUCAUCUACACAGCCUAUGUAGACAAGCUUCCCCAGGUAGAGAUCGAGACACUGGUAGGCAACAUGAUAGGUUGUGUUCAAGCUCCCCCCCUAGGCGGGCCCCAGGUCCGGUUCUCCAUAGGUGCCGGGGACCGGCAGGCCCUACAGCCCGCACUCUGCUCAACUUUACCCAUCACCAGGCAUGUUGUGGCCCUGCUAUUCCAACAACUAGGCAUACAGAAUGUCAUCAACGUGUUUGCGCUGUCUCUCACAGACCACAAAAUCCUCUUCCUCUCACAGAGUUUCUCUCGCCUCACAGAAUCAUGCCAUGCCAUCCUGUCCUUGCAAUAUCCACUUAAAUAUACGUAUGUAUACAUCCCAAUCCUGCCAUCUGCUCUACUGGAGGUGUUGAACACGCCGACCCCGUUCAUAGCAGGCGUGCACUCCAUACACAAAGAGGACAUUAAGGAACUGCUCGAUGUGGUUGUUAUCGACCUUGAUGGUGGAAGUGUACAUAUCCCAGAAUGCAUUGUUUUACCCACAAUACCAGAGCCUGUGCUCUCACGCACCAUGAAAGCUCUCCAUAUGAUACUUCAUCAAGACCUGCUUAUGGCGGACCUAGCAUUCCCUCCCUCACCAUGCAAAAAACCUGUGUCAUUAGAGCAAAAGGACAAGGAAAUCCGUGCUGUGUUCAUCCGCAUGCUGUCUGAAUUGCUGACGGGGUACCGGUCAUGUCUCACUCUAAUACGCAUCCACCCUGAACCCUUCAUAACUUUUCAUAAAGCGAGUUUUUUAGGGCACAAGGGUAUGGUGGAAGAAGAUUUUAUUCUCAAGGUUUUAAAUGGCAUGAGUUUUAACACAUUUGUAUCAGAGAGGGGUCCUCCGUAUAGAGUCUGUGAUAUUUUUGAUGAGGUGUAUGCCAACAUCCAGGAGAAUGUUCGUGAUGAGAAGCUGGACUCCAGCAAGAUGGUCCUGAACAUAUCUGAUCUUGCUCAGCAGCUGCAUAAUAAUGAAAAUCCUAAUCCCCAGCCAUAUGUUCAGAAAGUGCCAAGGCCCACAGAAGGUGCAUACUCGCGGAUACAUCAGCCCACAUUUCCCGUGCUUGAUGAGGACAAGGUGGCAGCCAUUAUAGAGGACGGGAUCUCAAACCAGACACAGAACAACAAUGACCUCCUCAGAUUGACAAGUACAAGGCUACAGAAGCGGAUAGUCCCGAUGGGUCAGGCGAUAUCAACAGUGGGGGACAGACAGAAGAUUGUAGACAAUAACGCACGGCGACUUGAAGUGCUCAGGAACUGUGUCAACUUCAUAUUUGACAACAAGAUCUCAGAUGCCAGAAUUAUAUUCCCGGCAGUGCUUCGUGCGUUGAAGGGCAAGGUGGCUCGCAUUGCUCUGACCUCGGAGCUGGCCCAUAACAUACAGAGCAACCGCGCCAUGCUUGAGCACCAACAGUUUGACCUGAUUGUGCGUCUGCUCAACUGCGCACUACAGAAUGAUUCCUCAAUGGAUGAGAAUGGAGUGGCAGCCAGUAUACUUCCUCUGGCCACGUCCUUCUGUCGGAAACUGUGUACGGGAGUGAUCCAGUUUGCGUACACGCUGUGCCAAGACCAUGCAGUUUGGGGCAACCAGCAGUUCUGGGAGGCUGCAUUCUACCAGGACGUACAGAAGGACAUACGCCAGCUGUACGCACACCAGUAUGAAGAACACAUCAUGGUACGCUGGCGUAAGGAGGGCUCGCGUCAGAGACAUAGUAUGGAGCUGAAUGUGAACCAAUCACAGCGUCUGUCCCCUGACCAGAGUCGCAGCUCAAUGAAACAGAAGGAGAUCGGGGCACUGGACAUAGCAGCUGAACAGCUGCGUAUAUGGAGCACGUUGACUGAAGCCCAGCAGCAGGAGAUGAUCAACAACGAGGAGUCUACGGUGUACAGCCAGGCCAUACACUACGCCAACAGGAUCGUGUACAUGCGUGUGCCCCUCGACUGCAGUCGCUCACUCAAGAACCUCACGUUUGACGACGAGACUAAAAGUAACAGCAACAUCACCGCUAGCUUGGCGGAGAGUGACAGUAUAGAUGCAGAGAGUGGGUUUGAUGAGACAGAGGUAAGCGGAAGUGUGGCACCUGACGUGAUCCGAUUCGUCACUCGCUUUGUGGACAAGGUCUGCCAGGACAGUGGAGUGACAGAGGACCACAUCAAGUCUCUACACCAGAUGAUACCUGGAGUGGUUGCUAUGCAUAUGGAGACCCUGGAGGCAGUGAAUAGAGAGGCAAAGAGAUUACCACCCAUACAGAAGCCCAGGAUCCUGACUCCAGCCCUGCUUCCUGGCGAGGAGAUAGUGAUGGAGGGUCUGCGUGUGUACCUGCUGGCAGACGGGCGCGAGGAGGGCACCGGGGUCAACAUGGGCGGCCCCUCACUGCUCCCUGCAGAGGGCGCCAUCUUCCUCACUACGUACAGGAUCAUCUUCAAGGGCAUUCCUUGUGAUCCUCUUGCAUGUGAGGCUGUGAUAAUGCGAGCGUUCCCAGUGUCCACUCUCACCAAAGAGAAGAAACUCAAUGUCCAGUACUUGCCCCAUCUCAACCAGUGGCUGCAGGAGGGACUGCAACUGCGCUCCAACAUCUUCCAGCUGCUGAAAAUAGCCUUUGAUGAUGAGGUGGUAGCUGACAAUGUGGAGACUUUCCGCAAGCUAGUCAACAAAUGUCGCAACCCACCGACUGUGUUUGACACAUUUGCUUUCAGUGGCCACUCUAUCCCCCAGCCUGUCACGCUGCACAAACAGAAGGAGAAGAAUAAAACUCUCAAACAUUUUGCCAAGAAGACUCUGAUGAAGACAGCUCAAAAGGCGGGCCUGAAAUCGGGCCUGAAGUCAAAGCAUUCGUCAUCUCACCAGAAGGCCAAGUACUCGCUGUCCCCGCCACAGGCUAAUAGACGCAGCCUCACUCCCAGGUCGUCUGAUAGCGAGUCUGAAGGGGGCAGGCCGGGCAGCGAAGUGUUCGAUGAUCUGUCAAUAGUGGAUGAGAAUGAGUUUGGCUCCACCCUGAUGGCCGACCCCCAGGCUCUAGAGAAGCUCCUUGAGAAGCCUGGUUACCACGACUACGUACGUCUUGGCCUCGGCAGCCUGUCUGUCACCAGCUCCAAGGACCGAUCAAACUCAGAACCUUUCAGAAUCUCAUCUGUGAAUGCUAACUUUUCAGUGUGUCGCAGUUACCCUAUCCUGUUAGUUGUGCCACAGUCAGUAUCGGAUGACAACAUACGACGGUUUGCUCGCACCCAUAGACAAUGCAGAUUUCCCGUGAUUACAUGGCGCCACAGCCGCACAAAGGCUCUAUUACUGCGCGCCAGCAGCUUCCAUAGUCGCGGUCUGAUGGGCAUGCUGAAACACAAUACAUCUAGCACAACAUCAAGCGGAGAAUCCACUUCUAGCUUGGAGCAGGAAAAAUACUUCUCUGUGCUGGUAGCGGCGACCCCCAACAGCGCACGUAAUGGUUCCUACAAGGCCUCAUACAGUGACUCCCUCGACUCCCUAGACUCUCUCAUAAUGUCAGGGGCCACAGGGGAGUCCCUCACCAUCCCAGAAACCCCUGACAAUUUUAAACGGGCGCCCAAAACAGGCAAAUCCGUGAGAACGAGCCUGAAACUUAAAGGUCAAUCGGGCAACGGAGACUUUGUGGGGCUUCACCUGUCAGGGGACACCACUCCCAACACUGCGCGCCGCAGUAUGUUCUCCCGGGCUGUCAAUACGCUACGACACAGUGGUGGCAAGGGACAUAAUCUGGGCAAAAAUAGACUAGCAGCCAGUUUGGAGGCACUCACCCGGAUUGGCAGCUCCAAGGAACGCAACCGGACAAGCACGUUUGAUCCAGCCCGGUUCUCUCACCCCAAUGGAGAUGUGAGUCAAUCAGGGGACCUCAUCCACAAUUCGGUGCAGGGUCUGAAGAAAGUAUCACUAUAUGUCCUUGGAGAGAAGACACAAAUGAAGGGUGUGAAGAUGGAGUCUUUCCCAAAGUGUGACUUUAUCCCGGUGGAUUUCUAUGAGGUGCGGUAUGUGAAGGCCAGUUUCAAGAAGCUGAUGCGUGCGUGCGUGCCCAGCUCAGGCCAGGGACCGGAAGGGACUUUCCUGCAUGCGGUCGAGGAGUCUGGCUGGCUGCCACAGCUCCAGAACAUCCUGCAGCUGGCUGGCGCCACUGUUGAUCUCCUGGACGUACAGGGCUCCUCUGUCAUGGUGUGCCUGGAGGAUGGCUGGGACGCCACUACACAAGUUGUCGCCCUUGCUCAGCUUCUCCUUGACCCCUUCUAUCGAACUCUUGAUGGGUUCAAGGCUCUUGUCGAAAAGGAGUGGCUAUCGUUCGGGCACCGGUUCACACACCGGAGCAACCAGACCCAGGCGACCCAGGCCAGCGGGUUUGCACCCAUCUUUCUUCAGUGGUUGGAUGUGGUUCAUCAGGUCCAUCAUCAAUUUCCACUGUCAUUCGAAUUCAACCAGUACUACAUUAAGUUCCUGGCCUACCACUACAUCUCAAACCGCUUCCGCACUUUCAUGCUUGACAAUGAACUUGAGCGCAUGGAAGCUGGUUGGCUGUUGGAGGAGAAGAGAGCUCACCGAUUGGACGAUCUUGAUGAGGAGGCUGGGUUUACUCAGAAGCACUUUCAGCAGGGCAGCCUGGGAGUGCCGAUCUGGGACUACAUUGACAAGCUGCAUCGAAAGUCGCCUCUGUUCUAUAACUUUAUGUACAGCCCUGGUGACCAGGAAAAUGUAUUGCGCCCGUAUUCCAACCUUGCCAACCUGAAGGUAUGGGACUACUUCACGACGGAGGAUCUUGCCCAUGGCCCCUCGUACGACAUCGAGGUCGCUCAGAAGGAGCUCAGUCAGAACGAGGAGACUGAGACCCUGGAGAUGCUCGGACAACACACCCGCCGCGUGGUGAACGGUUGCUAUGACAAUGUCAUGCUCCAGCAGCCUGAUUACUUCCAGUGGCAGUUCCAGGAGAUUCAAAAGCUUGAGAGAGACCUAGAGCACCUGCCGCGCAAGUGGAAAACAUUCUGGGACCGUCUGCAGACUCCGGCUCGAGACCCCAACUCCCUGCCGCGUGAGACGUCCCUCAGCAUGCAGCUAGCGCGGUCACAUGGCCGCUCCAUUCACAAGCGCUCUACCCUGGAGAUACUCGUGAAAGGAAAGAUGCUGGGAGAGGCUGCCCGGAGCUUUGCCCAGCCCCAUCGAUUUGAGGAGAUGACCUACACCACGGCCGUGAACUGUGACCUCUGCUCUGAGCUUCUGUGGGGGCUUGUAAAGCCAGGCAUGCACUGUAUAGACUGCGGCUACAACUGCCAUGAGAAGUGCCAGAGCAGCGUGCCCAAGAACUGCACCAAGUUGAAGGCCGUCAGUGACUCCUCCAACAGUAGCUCCAGCGUGUCCCGACCCAGCCUGUCAGAGACCAGAACCAUACAGGCCCCAGUUGCUGAGCGCAUUGCAAUGACAACAACUACAAACCAGAUGUAUGAGCGAUAUCCCCAGAGCUCUAAUGAGCAUGUUACACAAAAGGGCUGGCUCUACAAGAGAGGGGCCUUCAAACUGAAGGGAUGGAAGAAGAGAUGGUUUGUCCUUGAUUCCAUGAAACAUCAGAUGCGCUGGUAUGAUAGUGAGACAGAUCCAAAUGCCAGGGGCCAGAUUGAUCUGUCCGAGGUCGAGGAGGUACGAACUGUGGGCACCAAACACGUGCAGGGCAUACCAAAGCAGGGCCUACCAAAGAAAGUGGAUGAAAAUGGCUUCUUUGAGUUGAAAUCCACAAAAAGAUUGUUCCACUUCCUGGCGGCCAAUGCAGAGGCAGCCCAUGAAUGGGUGGACAAAGUACAGGGCUGUAUACAGUAAGGGCUGUUAGAGCUAGGAUAACAAAUAGAGGACAGAAUCAAGAAGGGGGACAACUCAAUGUCCUGGAAUGGCUGUAAGCACUAUGAUGACACUUGUGUUCAGAACAGCAGACCUCUUAUUGAUGUGAACUUUGUGUGCAGUACCUAUGUUUGUUCUUGGAAAUCAUGUAUUUAAAAAAUAAAGCAUCGUUUUGGAAAUACAGGGCUUAUUUCGUGUGCGCAAAGUGUGGCACCAGACAAAAUCCAUAAAAGGGGACUACACAGGUUUAUCUGGGACGACACUUCACACACGUGUAUUAAGCCCAGUUUUGCCAGAACAAGGCUCAAACAUUUGAGACUGUAACUAGGCUGUGUAUGCUGAUAGCUUUACCAUCUGGAAGAUGCUGCAAGGGUUCAGAUCAUGCACAAGACUUGACAUAAAACAUGAUACAUUGAGAGGCUGUAUUUUUGUACAGAUAUUAACAAGAUCAUUAGAUGCUCUUAAAAGUGAAGUGUGAUUAACAUAAUUUGUUAUCACAGAACUAUUGUUACAGCAGCUCCACUUGAGCAAAUGUUAUUUGUUCACUGUAAAGAGCUUUCACAAGGAGUUUCAUGGGUGUCUUUUGUUUGCGUUAAGUGUUAAAUUAUGUGAAAACCCUUGAGUUCUGUAAGCAUGUACAGAUCUUUUAUCUCUAGGAUAACAAAUUUGUACAUACAAUGACAAGUGUAUUGAGAUUAUUUAUCAUUUGAUCUUGUGUUGCAAGUCUUCCGUUUAGUAAGGAAGUAUGUGAUUGCAAUAGUUUUAACAUCCAAUGUGUCCAGAUGCAUUUAUUGUUUGUUGCUCUUUGUAUAUACUUAUCUAUGGCUUACAGGUAUUUGGUAGAGUUUUGCUUUUUUGUAAUUCACAAAUUUUGUUUUUCUUCACAAAGUUUUGUUUAUGUUAAGUCAAUUUAUAUCUUGGUUAAAACAACUUUGUGUAUUUUCCAUUAAGGCAACAAACGAUUUUUUUUGAAGAAUGUAAUUGUUAUCUUCUUUAUAUGUCUUAGUUUUUUCUUCUAUGUGUGUCUUUAAAAUAUCUCAGAAAGUUAAGGUGAUCUUUUGGAAAUAGAUCACUUAUUUUGGCAGAUAUGUAUUCAAUUUUUAGUAAUGUUAUACGUGUAAACAUGUCUGACAUGUGAACCCCCUGUAAACACUUGGGAUACUUAUGAUGUUACACGUUAAGUUUAGUCUCAGCUCCAUGACAUACUCUCCAUGAAACAUGGAUAAUGUAGAUCUCUUCAUGACAAGUAGGGUACACUGUGCUGCACAGAUCUGGCCUUGAAAUACUUUUGAAGAUACUUGAUAUCUUUUUAUAGGGACUGAUUUGGUGUUGAUAUGUUUGAGUUUCCUAUAUAUAUUUUAAUGAGGCAAAUUCAAAUAGUUUCUUGUAUACUUGGAUUCACCCAAAAAACAUGAAAAUGUUCUGCAUAGAAAUAUUAUUGUAGCCAUUCUCAGUUGCUGUAUUGAUAUCAAUGUAUUCAUGUAAAAUAAUUCAAAGUAAAAUUGUCAUGAUUUCUGUGCUUGGUGUCAGGUGUGAAUCCAAACAAAUGCUUCAGAAAUUUAAAUGAACUUUAAGAUAAAUAUACCCAAAUUAUGCUUUUACAUUACAAUUUGUGUGCAUCCACAGUGUUAAGAAAUAUUAAAUAUUAAUAUUAUCAUUGCCAAUUAAGUUUCAUUUCACCAUAAACUAUUCUUUCAAAUAUGGUUUUGUUAUCAAUAUAUUGUACAUAUUAAUAAUAUUUUAAAAUAUAAUAAUCUUAUUAACACAAAUUCUAUUUAAUUUAGAAAAAAUAUAUUCCUAUUUACAGACAUUGUGUAGUAAAUUUUAUGUUUUUAAAAAUCAAUUUGCAAGAAAGACUUUCUUCAGUAGUGUAUAAAACAUACCUAAUUAUACUGCAUUAUAGUGAAAAUGGUUACACAUUUGAGAUGUUUUAUUACCAUAUAUGUAUAUAUAGCUUUAUUUUAUGAAUUUCAUAUGCAAUUUUAUUGUGGGUGAAAAUGUGCAAUAAAUUAGAUGUUGUACAGUAUAUGUUCAUUAAGUAUCUAUCAGAAACACGGCUAUCGAUUGUGGCUUUGUCAGCUAUCUGAAGGGCGUUCAAAGACAUUCAAACAUUUUAAAAUAAAAUAUUCAUAUAACAGUGAUGUUCAUUUUGUUUUGCUUCUAGGGACUUACAUGUUUGGAAAAUGUUUUUGAAAUCAAGACAAACUGAGUUCGAUUGUUUUGCAAAUAAACAGAUUUGAAUCCUUGACAUUUUUUUUGCAAAAUCUAAUGCAUUUAAUUGAGCUAUUAAGAUUUUUUUCGGGUAUUUAAAAGGCUAUGUUGGUAAUAUACACUUUGUGUUUAGGUUUCGAAAAAUGCUCAUAUCUUCUAUGUCGCUUCAGAUAGCAAUUUCAUAUUUGGCAUGCAUGUGUAUAUGUACAAGGCCUUUCCAUAUGCACACACAUUUUGACCCCUGUGACCUUGACCUUAGGGUCCGCGUUUAGGUUUCGAAAUCUGCGUUUAGGUUUUGAAGAAAGCUCGUAACUUCUAUCAAGCGUUUAUAGGGGGCAUAAGUCAUCCUAUGGUGAAAGCUCUUGUUUGUCAUUAUCAUUGAUGAUUAAAGAUCCAUCAACAUACCUUUUUUUAAAGUGUAUUUUUUCGUAUUUGAAUAUAAUUUAUGCAUUGUAUAAGCUUACCUCUGAAAUGCAGGUUGAGCUUAUGUUUCCAAAUUCUGUCCAUGAUCAAGACUUCAGUCCUUUGUCAAUGUUUCAUUCAAAUCACAUCUUUUGCUAAACUGCUUGGCUGAUUUAGCAAAACUUUAUAAGAAUGAUCCGUUGACGACCGUCUGUCAAAUUUGUUCAAAGCGUUUUGGUCUGUUGCAUGUGGUCUCCAUACAGUUGAAAACAUAUUUUAAACAUGAAAACGUCAAAAAUAUUCACUAAAAUCGGAUGGUUCAGUUGUUUAAUAUUUUGUGUGUAAAAUAAUAUUUGGGUUCUCUAUUAAUUUUGCAUAAAUCAUACCCCUGAUUUGAUGGGUAACAUCUUAUAGUGGUCCUCUACUAAGUUGUUUUCAAAUCAUGCAGUCAGUGGUAAAAACAGUCAAGGCCCUAGAAGUCACAUGAUUUAUAUAUAGACUCAUAUGGUCAAUAACUACUUCCCUUAAACCAAACCAGGGGAUUAAUUUGUGUUGUGUAACAUUGUAUUAGUGGUCCUCUACGAAGGACCACUUAACAUGCCCCUGGCAUCAAAACUGGCCAUGACCCAGGGGUCAAAUGGUUUUUGUAGAACUAUAAAGUGAACAAUUUGUAAAAUUUUCUAAUAAACAACAAGGCAAAAAAGUAAUUUUUAUCAUGUUACAUCAUAUAGUGGGUCUCUACUUAAUGAUGAAACCCCAAAGCAUUCAGUAUGUGACAUCCAGCAUCUGGGUUUAAAACUCGCCAUGCCAUGCUCUUGUUAUUAAUCUUUUACCAACUUGUUUUUGGCUCAUCUAAGCACAAUGUCCUCAUGGUGAGCUUUUGUGAUAGCCAAUUGUCCGUCGUCCGUCUUGCGGCAUAAACAUUUGCCUUGUUAACAUUCUAGAGGCAACAUUUAUAGUCUAAUCUUCAUGAAAUUUGGUCAGAAUUUCUUGAAAAACAUGACCACCAGAGGGCAGGUCAGUUUUCCUUAUAUGGCUUAAGAAAAACCUUGUUAACACUCUAGAGGCCACAUUUAUCAUCCAAUCAUCGUUAAAGUCAUUUAUUUUCUGAUUAUCAUCAAACUGGUCAAUGAUAUCUUCAACGAGUUCGAAAAUGAUUCCAGUUACUUGAAAAACAUGUAAGCAAGGAGGUGGGGCAUUUUUUCUUCAGAUCUUCAUGAAACUUGGUCAGAAGAUUUUUCCCAAUGAUAUCUUGGACAAAUUCCAAAAUGAUUGUGGUUGAUUGGAAAACAUGGCUGCCAGGGGCAGGGCAUUUUCCUUAUAUGGCUAUAUUAAAAACUUGUUAACACUCUUAAGUCACAUUUAUUGUCCAAUCUUCAUGAAAGUUUGUCAGAACAUUUGAUUUCUAAUGAUAUCAUAGAUGUGUUUAAAAAUGUGUUCAGUCUGUUGAAAAACAUGGCAGCCAUGGGGUGGGGAAUCUAUUCUCUUAUGGAUAUUGUAAAACCUAAUUGUUAGCACUCUUAAAGUUACAUUUAUAGUUCACUCUUCAUUAAACUUGGUCAAAACAUUAAAACAUUAAAACAAAUUUUGUUCUAAUGAUAUCUUGGGCUUCAUAGAACAGUUCAGCUCCUUUGUAUUUCAGGUGAGCAACUUUGGGCCUUUCAAGGUAACAAAUACUCAAUAUUAACAAAUAUUUUGCAAAAUAUUUCUUAACAUAAAGUAAACCCAUACAAAAACAAUGUUCCUUAUAGCAAUAGACAAACUUUCAACGCUAGAUGUGGUAUUUAAACAUAGAUUUUACAAGAUAAAAAAUGCUUGUUUUCAUUUUUUGUGCAACAAUAUAUUCCAUGUGAAUUUCCCGCCACCAUAUCUGAACAUUUACGAGCAAAUGUGGGAGACUGGCUUCGGGCAGCGUCGGAAGAACAACAUAUUCAUGAGGACUACGUCCUGCGUCCCAAGCUGCAGGAUUGCUCAUAAAUGUUCCAAUAUCAUAGCUGGAAAUUCACAUGGAAUAUAUUGUGAUACAAAAAUUAAAAAAGCAUUUUGUAUCGCGUUAAAUCUGUUAACAGACCACAUCUAGCUUUGAAAUUUUGGCUAAUGCUUUAAUGAACAUUGAUUUUUGUAUAUGUUGACUGUAUUUUUUUAAUAAUUGCACGAAAUAUUCAUUGAUUUUUAGUAUUUAUGGGCUUUUAAAGAUUUGCCAAAGAAAGACUCAAAGGCUGUAAGAUGCUUUUAAGCAUUUUACUUGUUAUCAUCACUGCAGUUUUCAUCCAUUUAAAUGCAGCUAUUGUCAAACUAAUGGUUCAUAAUGCAGUAUUGGUUAAAAACAGAAGUACAUCUGACAUCAACUUUGAUGCUCUUAUUAUUAUUUUUGAAUUCAAAAUAUAGUCAUAAUUAUAUGUAAUUGGAUGCUGGUCUGUUAGUUUAUAGUUUUUAUUAAGACAAUAAUAAAUGACUGCCUUGGAAUAUAAUAAAUUUGCAUUGUUAAAUAAAUAUUGACUUGCGUUUGUAUUUUUCUUACAUAACAGGUUAGUAUUACACAUUUAUACAUUAUCAAAAUAUCCCUAUUUUUAAAUAUGGAAAGAGUUAGUUAUACCCUCAAAAUAAUACAUCAAUAAAUAUGUUGAUAUCAAUAGUUUUAAUAACCAUUCAAACAUGGCCACCUUUUUGCUAACAACAUCUAGAUGUAAAGAUUUGUGCGACUAACAUUUAGAACAGUUUGAAUCAUUAUUUCAGAUUUGUCGUUAGAACGAUUGUUAUAAAAUAACAAGCUUGCUUCUUGUGUCAAUAAUUUGAGGGCUGUAAUUGUUUUCAGAAAUGUGUCAACAUGUUCUUGUUUUCAUUUUGUAGCAUUUAGUUUCUUUUUUUCAUAUCUAAGGCUACACCAUCCACAUUUCUGUUGGAUAUCUAUCGAUUAUGCUGAUGUUGUUUCAGAGAAUGGCAUUUCAAUUAAUAUUUGCCAACUUGCAUUAAGUCAGUCUUAGACAAAAUAAAGAAAUUUGAAAUA
Dreissena polymorpha is the source of this 11958-nucleotide messenger RNA. RefSeq names its product myotubularin-related protein 13-like. The coding region runs from base 72 to 6320 and encodes 2082 amino acids. The record is from RefSeq and is a predicted model, not a curated record. The transcript has 41 exons. Lineage: Eukaryota; Metazoa; Mollusca; Bivalvia; Myida; Dreissenidae.